AUGUUUGGUAUUCAUAUUAAUAAAUUAAAAUUAAAGAAAAUGAUAAUUCAAAAUAAAUUUCUAAUUAAAUUGUUUUGCAUGUUCAUUUUCGGUGUUAUAAUCUUGUAUAUUAUCAAGUUUAGUUUCAAUAAUAAUAAUGAAUUUGUAAAAGGUAGGGAUAUUUUGGAACAAGUAAUUUUAGCUGCUCAAUAUGGUGGAAUUCAAGUUGUAGCAAUACAUAAUGAACACCUUGUUAGUGCCAAAUCAAAAGGCAAAACAAUGGAAGGUGCAAAUGAUCCAGUUACUAACGCUGAUUACACAUCGCAUUGCGCUAUGUAUUAUCUUUUGAAAAAGAAAUUACCAAACAUUAAAGUAUUUAUAAUUAAUAGUUUUUGUAUUUUCAAGUAUUGGUUUAAAACAUACACCGUUUGUUUAUAAAUAAUAGAUUAUAUCGGAAGAAGAAUUAUCUGAAAAUGACUGUCAAAAGUUGAAUAUAAGAGAAUUAACAAACUAUAAAAAUGAAAAUUUAAUAGAUAUUGAAGAUGAAUUUGAGAAAAAAUAUAUAACUAUAUGGAUAGAUCCGUUGGAUGCUACACAAGAAUUCACUGGUAAAUAAAAAAGUUAUUACAACAUUUCAACUCUUAAAUAAUUUUAAUGAUAUUUAUUUUAGUUUAACAGUAAAAUUCAUGGUCUGGAAUACCUAACCUAACCUAUUCAUUUUAAAAAUGAAUGCAUUCACAAUUCAUUCCACAUUCAUCAAAAAUGACUACCUAAAUUGAAUUUAAAUUAAAUAUUGGAAACAAAUGCUGUUUACCUCCCAAUAAAUUUUUUUUUCAAAAUGUGUAUUUUUACAUGCUUAAUUGAUGGUACUUUUAAAAAUGUCGCUCAAACUUCAUUUGGAAGUUAUGGUCAAAAAACUUCAAAAUGCUUGAUUUUUCUAAAAAUUAUGUUUUUAAGUUUAAAAUAUCAACAAUUUGUAUUUUUUGGAAUUUUUUUUAGAAUUGGUAGUAAUUAUAUGAUUAAUAUUUUGGUGAAAUUAGAAUUCACCUAUCAUACUUACUUUUUAUGUUAUUUAAUAAACCACAUAAAACCUAAUUAUAAUGCUAUUUCAAUUAUUGAAAAUGUUAAGCAUAUAGUUACUAUAAUUUUUAAAAAAAAAUUGUAAAUUUGGUAUUUUAAACUCAAAAACAUGAUUUUUAGAAAAACCAAGUAUUUUAAAGUUCUUAGACUAUAAAAAUAAAAUGAAGUUUAAGCGACUUUUUUUGAAAGUACCAUCAAAUUAGGCAUGCAAAAACACACAUUUCAGAAAAAAAUCCGAAAAUUUGUUUGGGAGCAAAACUGUAUUUAUGCCAAAUAUUGUUAUAUAGAGUCAGCCGGCUUGUAGGCGGUACAAGCUGUGCACUUGUACAUAGCCCUGCGCUUUUAGUGAAUUGGUGUUUAGUUGCAAUCGUAGCUAAAUAGAUAGGUAUUUUAAAGAUUAUUUAGGAAAAUAUAAAUUAAAAUUAAUGAACUAAGAAAAAUUGUAUUGUAAAGAUUCACCUAUGAAUAUAGUGUUCUCAUGGUAUAAAAAGAUGAAAAAGUAAUAAAAACUUAUUGAGGCAUCGCAAAAAGGACUGCACAAAGUCUCAAUAUUUUCUAAACCGCUCUUGUGUAGAUUGAAAUUAUCACCUUUGACCAGUAUCCCCAUUAUUAUCACUCAUUUUUAUUUUAUAUAGAUAUUGUAAUUUUGUAAUUUAAUAUGACAUAUGAUUAUUUUUAUAUUUAUUUACAUUACUUAAUUAAUUUAUUGAGGUAAUCAAUUACCAAAAAAUUAGGCGAUAACAUAUAUCUAUAGAACAGAAAAAUUAAAUGUUUAACACAAAUUUAUCAUAACGUUCUUAAGACUUUGAAAUUCAAAUUACGUAUUGGUAAAUUUAUAAUUUAUCAAAUAUUAAAAGAACACAAUUCUUAAGAUGACCCUAAUUGGUGACACAAGCUUAAUUUCUAAAUUGAUAACUAGUUUUUUUAUACCAUCUGAACUGUAUAAAUUAACACAUUGAAACUAAACACAUUUUAUGUAGUGACACUAUUUUAUUAUUUAUUAAUAUAAUAAUAAUAAUAAAGUUACUAAUUUAAACCAGUGGCCAAACUUGUGGGCCACAUCUAUUUAUGUCUUUUUCAUAUGGCUUGCUCCACAAUCAUAUUAUAAUUCAUUAUUUGUCUAUACUUCUUCUUAAACUGUAUACAUUCUAUAAAAAAUGAACUUUAAUUAUUGUGUUAACUAUAUUCCUAUUGAGCUUCAAAUAAAAAUAUUAGAUUUACAGUCACAGUAUAAUUCUCAAUCUCAAAAUUCAUUCAAACAAUUGAUUUUAUCUAUUCAUUUUUCGGAUUUUACUCAAUUAUUUAUAAAAUUAGAAAUAUAAUUGCAAAAUAUUAUAGUUUGUUUCAAUCUUCAUAUGUGUAUGAACAGGACUUUUCUCAUUUGAAAAAACUCGAAAACCCACACUCAUCACUUUUAACAGAUGACCACAUUCACUAUGUGUAAUAUUCUACCAUUACAAAUUAAGUUUGAAAUAAGAUGAAUAAGAAAAUGAAUAAGAAAUUGUUUACUAAUUGUCCAACCCUUUCCACAAACCUUUUGAAUUUUGAAUUUUAUUUGAGAGCCUACAAAAGUGUUGAUCACCGAUUUAAAGAAUAAACCAGUUUUUGGUAUGAGUGCAUUAUUACAUUAAAUUUACAUUCACAUACAUUAGUAAAAUGAUUGCUUUCUUGAUCAUAAUUCAUAGUUUAUAAACUAAAUUGCUCAUGAAUGCAUUCAUUUGAAUUUAUUCGUUCCAAACCUUACAAUAAUUUGUAUAACAAUUAUAUGUAUAAUUGUUUUAGAAAGCUUAACACAAUAUGUUACAACAAUGGUUUGUGUUGCAUACAAGGGUAAACCUAUCAUGGGAGUAAUACAUGAACCAUUUAAAUUGAAAACAACAUGGGCUUGGCUCUCUAAGUCAAGAUCAGAUAAUUUCAAUAACAUCAAAGUAAGUAAAUUAUAAUUAAUUUAUGUACAUAUUAUAUAACCUAUUGUGAGUAAAUUGUAUAUAAAUCUCAAACAUUUGGAUUAUUGGAAGUUGCAUAUUUGUUUUGCAGUUUGUUAUUAGGUACAAAAUAAAUGUUCCAGUAUUCUUUAACUUGUUAAAAAAAAGUCAACAAAGUACAGUGUGGUGUUAAUAUAAAUCUAUAAGUGAAUGGUUCAAAUUUGACUCAAAUAUAUGUAAGGUUUUAAUAUUUUGAAGCAUGAUAUUAUGGUACAGUAGAUGUAUGCUCAACUGUGUCAUUAUUUUUGCUACAUCCAAGAUAAAUGGCAAUAUAAUUAUCAUGUUCUACUUUUUACUAUUAAAUGUAACUGUCGAGCCAAUACAAUGGAUAAAAUACCAAUAUACCCAAAAAUUAAUAAUUUAAAUUGAUGUAAUAAUAUUUGAGAUAUUUAUAAUAUAAAAACAAAUAUAUUUUGUAAUCAUUUUUUGUAUUACUUGUAUAAUGUAUACAACUUAAUAUAAUAUAUUUUUUAACUUAUUAGGUACCGAACAAAAAGUCAAUUGUAGUUUCAAGAUCACACAAAGGGGAUAUAAUGAAUCUUCUAAAACAAAGAUUAUAUGGAGUGCCAGUUGUGACAGCCGGAGGUGCUGGUUAUAAAGUUUUACAAGUGUUAUUUGGAAAUAUGUCUGCUUAUAUUCAUACAACUAACAUAAAAAAAUGGGAUAUUUGUGCUGGGCAUGCCUUAUUAAAUAGUGUUGGAGGUAAAAUGACAUCCUUAAAUAAUGAAGAUAUUACAUAUGAAAAGUACACGAGCAUGAUGCAUGUUGGAGGAAUCAUUGCAUCUGUAUACAACCAUUUAUAUUAUGUCAACUCUCUUAAUAAUUUACAAAAUGUUUAA
Cinara cedri is the source of this 3883-nucleotide messenger RNA. Lineage: Eukaryota; Metazoa; Arthropoda; Insecta; Hemiptera; Aphididae. The record is from the annotation of a GenBank genome assembly.